Molecule: messenger RNA, 4422 nt
Organism: Torulaspora globosa
Lineage: Eukaryota; Fungi; Ascomycota; Saccharomycetes; Saccharomycetales; Saccharomycetaceae
Gene: SPP41
Product: Spp41p
Exons: 1
Coding region: 1-4422 (1473 amino acids)
Source: RefSeq, a predicted model, not a curated record
AUGUCGGAGGAUCAUGCUGAUGAGAUAAAUUUCAAUGAGCUUGUCGGGAACUUGCUCAGUUCUCACAACGCUAGCGAACAACAUGUCGAUGAGAAUGUGGAUGCUGGCGAAGUAGUUACGAGUUUCGACCAUCAUCAACAGGAUGCAGAUCAUACAGGUGAAGAUAGCGAGCAACAACAUCUGGGGGAGGAAUUACCUGAGUUUGGUGACGGAGAAGGAGACGAUGCGCUAGCUGCUGUAGUUGCCAGCGCUAUACAAAGCAUGGAUCAUGAAGAGCAGAACGAGGAGGGAGAAGCAGAUAGAGUACCGAGAGAGGAUACCUCACGAAUGGAUCGGGAAAAUGAAGAACAUCAGCAGGAUCGUCCCUGGGCUAACAUGCUUCAACAAAGCGUUUCGCAAGGGACUGAAGCAGGAAAGAGUCAUACUGAGGAUCAGCUGGACCAGGAUGACGAGACCUUACGACAAGCUAUCUUGGAGUCUCUUAGCGAACUCAAUAAUGUGGAGAAGGAAGCUAACGAGCAUGUGAAAGAGGUAAAGGAAAGGCCCAAGAAGAGUUCAAAGAAGAAGAAGAACAAAGAUAAAGAGCGUGCCAAGGACAAGCAUAAUUCAGCAAAGAAAAAAAAGCAUCACAAUAAAGAAAAAGAGGUGGAAGGUGGUGAGGAUAAUUUGCUGGACUUCGAAGAUGUUAUAAAGGGAUUCAUGCGUCAAGGUAACGAGCAGGCAAAUACUGGAGUAAGCCCAAAGCCACAGCCAGAGGUUAUCGGCGAUGCAGAGACUCAAGCGCUAGUGGAGGCUACACUGAGAGCUUUUGAACGUGAGUUAUUGGGUUCUCAGACAAGUGCAACUUCAUCGCAGAUUCCCAAAGUUCGCUCCAAUGAAAAAUCAGUGACAAAGGCGAUUUUGGGUCCGAGAAAUGCAGAUUACGGAAAGAUUAAUCUAGAAACUGGCUUAGCCACUAGCAUGGUAGCGGAAGACUACUCCAAAAGUGAAGUAUCGUCGACAGAAUCGAAGAAAAAGAAGAAGAAGAAGAAAAAGCAGAAGGACAAGAAGAGAAAGCAGCGAAAAGCCGCAGAAAAGGAUGAGAAAGGUUCAGAUGAAGAUGAGUUCUCCAAAGCGUUGGCGGCAAUGGUUAAUGAUGUGGUCAAUGCUUCAUUGGCUGAUUCUGCCGCUCUUGCGCAUGAAUUGCCUCCACCAGAGACACGCCCAGAUGCAGCUGCACCUACUGUAGAGCAAACCAUCGAAGAUAAGCAGAGCGAGCCGGAAGAGGAGACAUUUGAUUUGAAUCAAAUCAUGCAAAAGGCUAUGUCUAUGGCAUUUCAGGAUCAGAGUCACGAAGCUUUUGAUAGUUCAGCUAUGGAAGAAUUCAACCGUGGAUUAGGAUAUCUCUCUGUGUCGGACCUUUUAAGUGGUAGCUCAUCCCUUCUCAAAAAGAAAUCCUUGUCCAAAACUUUCCCUUCUGAAUCAAGUUCUAAGAGAUCUAAAGCAGUUCGCAGCAAGGCUAGUGCGGGAACUGAGAACGAAGAGGUGAUGCAAAAAAGAAAGACCAGUUCCAAACCAUCUUUAUCACCUGAGGAGGCUCUUCGGAAAAGGUACUCUCAAGCUGCCACGGCGGCAGCAGCAGCAGCUCGAAAGCGGGCGGCUGCGAGAAGCAAGGCGGAGAGAUUGCAACUGAGGACUGAGCGUAAGAAAGCUCGUGAAGAGAAGAAGCUGCAGAAGAAACAAGCGAAAGAGCAGCUGGAGAUUGAAAGAAAAGAGCUGGAAGAAAUUGUUGCAAGAGGUCCCCCAUAUCCUUCUGAUCUGAGACUGACGAAGAGCGGUAAGCCGAAGAAGCCUUACAGAAGGUGGACACAGGAGGAAAUGGAAAAGAGGGCUUCAAUGCCGCCAGAGGAACUCGAAAAGCCAAAGAGGGUGAAGAAGGAAAGAAAGAAGAAGUCAAAGAAACUGAAAAAAAUACCGCUUUCAACCUUGAAGAAGAUUCCGUUAUUCAAUUUUGCGAGAGAUGGCAUACCGGCGGACGUGAAGACCAAGUUGAACGGCAUUGACGAGACCCUAAAGAAAAUACCACUUCAAUCGUAUCAACCAGAACUCUCGAAGCUUGCUCCACCGGAGACCAUUGCUCCGAGCAGCUGGGAGAGGCUGGAGCCUGAGGAGGAGGGCGCAGGAAUUGAUAGGGCAAGAAAGAUGACAUCUUUUGCGUUCGAUGCAAGGCGUAAAACGGUCGUUCGCAGGGAAAAGAUUCCGUUUCAUCCACCUUGGGCUUUACCGACUCAAGUUCCUUAUGCCUUGCCAUUAGCAAGAAGAAAGAGGAAAGAAAAGCCCAGAGAUUUUCCAUUCUCUACCAGCGGCCGUCAAAAAAUAAGCGGCAGAGCCGAAAGACCAUCUUUCUCUCCUGGCAUCAGAAAUAAAAUUAUUCCAGCCGUCUUACGCCCCAUUAUUAGUACUCUGAAAGCAGCAGCUAGGGCCAAAGUUGCUUCUGGAGCUUCUCCUGAAGAAACUAAUAAGCUUUUGAUGACCAUCAUAAGACAUACGAAGAAAUCGAUUGCAGAGUCUUUGAGCUUAGCAAGAAGACAAGCUGCUAGGAACUAUUCUGCCAUAAAAACUGAGAACGAUCUUGACCAUUGGAAUGAGAUAAAGAGUAGGAAAGCUGCCAGAAUACCGAUAUUUCGUCUGUCGAAAAUCAAGCAGCUUGAUACUAGUGAAGAUACUUCGGUCAAAUCUGCAACCACGAGUAUUCUGCCAAUUCCAAUAGUGAAAAUCGAGGAAACAGCUGACAUCACACCUUCGAGACUUGAGACUGCUUCAGUAACAUCAUGGGAUUGGAAGAGUAGAGAUAAUGUCGGGACCCCAGUUGCAACCGAUGGCAUUACAACAACAACUCAAUUGCCUUCUGACUCCAUCAAAGGCUCAGUUGGCGAGCACAAGGAACGGCUUUUCAGUCAAGAAGUGGCUUCAGAGGAAGAUCAAGGCGGGAAGCAGCUGAUCAAGGAUCAAGGUGAGAUUUUGGGAAAAAUCGAAAUUCGAGCGGAGGAGGGCAUGAAGGCUGAGAUAAAGGAAGCCAGAGAAAGCACCAAGCAGUCCAAAUUGUCCUCAUGCGUUAGUAAGAGCGUCGCUGGCGUGGAAGACGUUAAUAACAGGACUGAGAGCCAAAAUGUGGAAUAUAAGCGGCCUCCUGUUGAAACCCAUGGUUUAAUCACCUCUUCAGAAAUAAACUUUCUCUUAUCAGAACGAAACUGGAAGCUGUCUCAGAGCAGCAAGCAACUUACAGCUCUCAAAGCAGCGGUUACUGGUGGCUCUAGCGUCACGAAAGAUUCACUUCAAUCUUUGAAAGAUGUAGUUAAUAAAGACAGUGGCGGCGAGGAGCAGAGAAUCCAUGAAGUCUUGGAUGAUCUUGUAAAAGAACACUUCACACAAUCGAAGAAUGACCCAAUUGAGUUGACAGAUGAUGUUCGUCACAUUAUAUCGGAAACGAUUGAAGAGUUAAUUCCAGUAAUGGAUGUCCACCAACAAGAACGUGAAGAGAGACCUAAGCGUCAAAGAAAAGGGCCUCCACCUGUGUUAAACUUGGAUGGUCUUGUGCCUCCCAACAAUCUUCGAGUGAUACCGAAGAUCGAGAGCUCACCGAGCCCGUCGGUCGGUAAAAAAGUCGCACCUAAAGUUAGGAAGGAGCGUAAGAAAGCAGAUCAACCGGCGCUUCUUUAUACCUUCAAUGUUCCGAACUUCAAGAACCUGCAAGGGAGAAGAACAAUGCUUCUAAAGAGAACAAAGGAAUACUUGAACGAAGAAGAAAUGACCAUAUUGAAGAAAGAAAUAAACAAGGAACGUAAGAGAAAGUGGAGAGAGGCUAAUGUUGAAAAAAACUGGGAAAAUGAUCUGCGUGCCAGAUUAAGGAAGCGUGCUAAUGCUAAGUUUGGUGAUCACGAAUCUAUUGAGAAGACAAAGUGGUACGACGAUCAGCUUUCAAAGAGUUUAUCUGAGAGAGAAGUGAAACAGGAAGGGAACUACAACUUGGAUGACAACGCACCUGAUAAGAAAGCGGGUGGUUCCACGAAUUUAAGUGAUAAUGAGGUAUUAAACAUGAUCGCAACGACUUUAAAUAAGCUUGAAGUCGCUCGGAUUCUGGAGCGAGAGCUUAACGAGGAAGCAGCCGGAUAUCAAGAACAGAGACAAAACAAAAAAUGCAGCAUGAGCACUCCAGCGGAAAUUGCCGUGGAGCAUACUGACCAGACCAAACAAUUGAAUUUACAGAGCCAAGCAGCAUCCUACGAUGAGCGUGUGUCAUAUGAUGGGCAGGAACCUCAUACUGAUAACGAAGAGGUUUUAGAGGAGCCAAGUAGCACAAAGAGACCAUAUCCGGACGAUUUACCGGUAACAGUUCCUUUUGUAAAGAGGCCGAAGUACGUAAGCACACAAGACGAUAAAUAG